Dreissena polymorpha is the source of this 380-nucleotide messenger RNA. RefSeq lists its product as uncharacterized. Lineage: Eukaryota; Metazoa; Mollusca; Bivalvia; Myida; Dreissenidae. The record is from RefSeq and is a predicted model, not a curated record. The transcript is spliced from 2 exons. The coding region runs from base 18 to 380 and encodes 120 amino acids.
ACAAUUCUAGUUGCAAAAUGCCUUCACUGAAGGAGAUUAAAGAUCUUGUGAUCAAAUACGCAGUGUUUUGUGUGACGGUUCCGCCUCGACAUAGACGGGGCACUGCCAUUGUUUUCUCUGGCAACGUUGUCGUGCCCAUUGCAGUGCCCGUUGCCGUGCCCAUUGCACUGCCUGUUGCUCCUAUUUUGCCCCCUUCUGCAGUCGGAAUUGUGCGGCCUCUAGCGUACUUUAAACCCGGGGCCGGGGGCGACUGCAUUGAUCACAUGUCUGAAGAACAGAGAGCUGCAUACCCGGAAUAUCUCCGCUAUGUCCGCCGCCUCACCAUCUCGAUGAAAGACAACGUCAUCUCAGACCGAGAGCGUCUGCCGCCAUUACGAUGA